Messenger RNA from Phalaenopsis equestris, 759 nucleotides. RefSeq lists its product as uncharacterized. The record is from RefSeq and is a predicted model, not a curated record. The transcript has a single exon. Bases 77 to 604 code for a protein of 175 amino acids. NCBI's taxonomy places the organism in Eukaryota, Viridiplantae, Streptophyta, Magnoliopsida, Asparagales, Orchidaceae.
AGUAGGCUCGUAGCACUAGAGACAGGGGAGCGCAAUCAUUCCCUGUCCAUAAAACCAGACAUGGUCGUGCUAAUCCAUGGCAGCCGAGCUCCAAAGACGAAAAAAAAAGCUUCCUUUCUCCUUUCUCUUCCCUCGAAGCUCCUCCCAAAGCUUCCUUCCUUCCCCCGCACAGCUUCCAUUGUUUAAACCAGCCACAAAACUUGCUCCUUUACGCACAGGACAAGACAUGUCUUCCAUUCCUCAGCCCACAGUGCUGUAUCCUCAGCCAUUGUCGGCGUCUGCCCACUCCAACGGCUCCUAUGGCCCCGUCUUCGCCGUUCUGGCGGCAAUCGCCGUGCUUUCCGUUGCAGCAUGUAUCGUUGCAAGGCUCUGCGCUCGCCGCAUCUGUCAGCCGAGUGCAGGAACGGACAAAGGAGAUGUUGAGAACAGGUUUGAUUUCUCCGGAUUUCCUGCAGGCAAGCUGGCCAGGCAUGGCGUGAGGUCUGAAGCUGCAUGGCAUGGGGGUAAGAAAGGGGAGGGUGCUGCAAAACAUGCAGAGAUUAAUGGAGCCAAAUCAGGGGGUUAUGUGGGAGGAAGCGCAGGAGCUGCAAGGGCAAGUGCGUGAUGAUGGGAGUUUGUAGUUUUUAAAUCUCUAAGACGUUUUAGUUUUUUGUUUUGAUUUCAGCUUGAGGAAGCAUUCUUCUACUUCAAUUACUUGUAUGCAUUUGUUUUUUGAUGUGUAGUUUGCCAUGGAAUGUAUCUGAUAGAAGUAAUAAAACA